AUGAGAACGAAUGGGGGUUUCCUUGUACACUGUUAUCAACGUAUCCCAUUUCAGCUCGUUGUCGAAAGUCCUGACCGAGUACUGGCGAAACAACUGAUUCUUGCGUUGUCGAACUUGCUCCCUAUCGGUUGCCUCAAGGUGCUCAUCUACAGCGAAGCGUACGAGACCAAGUACAAUUUGCUGGGCGGUCCACUUGACAUGGACAUUCCCCUUGACGCGAACGUGCUGGUUCUGCGCAUCCAGACCGAUGACAUUGAACAAGCAGCCAAGGGAUCCUUAGAAUCAUGUCGUAUCCGUGUGCGAAGGCGUCCAUUGCCCAAUCCAAGAAAUCCUCGAUUGCUAGAUCGGUAUAGGCAGCUUUUAUUGGAUAGCGAAGUACAUCACACAGUACUGGACGCAACUAUACGUUCGACGCGGGAACAUUGGGUUUCUAAAGCAAAACUGGUAUAUCAAAUGUCUCGCCAAAAGGAAAUCAUCCCAUCAAUGCACGUUAGUAAUGUGUUCAACGUCGUUCGCGGCUGUUCUGAACAGGACCGUGAUGUGCUGACGUUCUGGCAAGAGGGUCUUUCAAAAGUGUAUAAGGAAUCUGUGAUCGCGACUAUUCAUCAACUUCCACAUUAA
Molecule: messenger RNA, 621 nt
Organism: Ostertagia ostertagi
Lineage: Eukaryota; Metazoa; Nematoda; Chromadorea; Rhabditida; Trichostrongylidae
Source: the annotation of a GenBank genome assembly